Messenger RNA from Ictalurus punctatus (channel catfish), 2618 nucleotides. It is a transcript of the gene soul4, whose product is annotated as heme-binding protein soul4. The record is from RefSeq and is a predicted model, not a curated record. The transcript is spliced from 7 exons. NCBI's taxonomy places the organism in Eukaryota, Metazoa, Chordata, Actinopteri, Siluriformes, Ictaluridae. The coding region runs from base 158 to 973 and encodes 271 amino acids.
CCGCCGAACUGCAUUACCGCAGACGGUGCAGCGCGAGACGGACAGAACAACCGCAGCUGCGGCUUCACUCUUCCUGAUCCUGAAACGCGCGUUUCCUAUCAUCUACUGUGUUUCCUGCUGGUUGACCUACUUUCUUGGAGCUGGAGCUCUGGGUGGAAUGAGGGAGAAAACACGGUGUCCUCAGGCUUUAAUCCCAUUUCAGGGUCACACUGCAAAUUUGGCAAAAAUGGCUCUUAUCUCUUUUGAAGAUCUUGCUGAACUGGAUGAUGAGCAGUUAGAUGAUGAAGUCCCUGAAAACUCCCAGCCAGCAGAUGAGGAGGAAGAGGAAAGGCUGCUUGCUCACUGGCAGGCUGUGGGGCGGACACAUCAGGUCACCGUCCCAAGAGAGAUGACUGGUCCAAUUAUGGAGAUGACGAGGAGGAAUGAGGAAGUGGAACAGGUUCCUUUUGUCACCAUAUCAACACAUGAAAAGCUAGGUGAGGUGAUAUAUGAGGAGAGGGUGUAUCCACCAGGUAAAUGGGCCUGUGUCACUGUUGGAGAAAAGCUGUAUGAGCAGAGCAUCUCUAUGGGCUUCAUGAAACUCAUGCGUUUCAUCUGCAAGGAGAACUCGGCUGGUCGUUACUUGGGCAUGACCGUGCCUGUGGUGAAUGGAAUAAAGAUUCUGGAGGACGGCAGGGGCUUCGAAAGUGAAGUCCUGACAGCUCUCUACUUGCCUGCGGAGUUUCAGGCAAGCCCUCCACAGUCUGCUGACCCAGACAUCACCAUCGUCCACAGGGACUCGGUGCGAGUCAUCACCCGGGUUUUCUUUGGAACAACUACGGAGGAGACAAUCUCACGGCAGAUCAGCCUCCUGUGGGAGCUGCUGGGAACAUCUGGUGACAUUCAUCAAGACCAAUACAUGGUGGCCGUUUACGAGAACCCUGGGGUGCCGUCCCGUCGAAAUGAGAUCUGGUUCAUCUGCCGGAACCCCUGAGGGGUUACACACACCCACACACACCCACACACACACACACACACACACACACACACUCACACACACAUACACAAACAAUUACAGCACCUCCCCUGUGGCACCAGAGAGAAAGACCAGGGAAGUGAGAUGAAUAAGACAGGACAGGGCUUAAGUACUACCAACAGUAUUAACUCAGGCAACUGAGGAUUUCAGUGAAUAUCUACAGGUCAUAAAAUAAAAAUGUAUUUUUGUAAAUGAUAAAAGAUCAUUUUUAAUGCAUAACAGGUACAUGAUUCCAUCACAAAUAUUAAGUCACAUAUGAACUGAGUAAGAGGAAUCAGCGUGGACACAGUCCUCAGGUAGCAUUUUUACAUUUUAACUUCUAUUAAAUCUCUUCUAGACUCCAAGCCCCUCAUAGUUCUUGCUGUAUACCUCUUUAUUUAAAUUUGACAAACUGAAGAUUCACCACAAGGGGGCGUUUUAACCCAGCCUUUAGCCCAGAACCUCAAUAUUUCAGUUAGAUUGUGGAACACGGGUUGUGCUUUUGUCUUUUGUCUACUUUUGAUUUCUUUUCAGGUCACAUUUCAUGUCAUUGCGCCUUUUUCUUUUCCUCCUUUGUGUAUUGUCAGAACAAUUUGCUGUCCACAAUAUUUCGUGUGAGAAAAUUGAAAACAAAUGAAAUGCAGAAUGUACAACUUAACUUCACUGUGUAUUAAUAGAAAUUACUUUACAGAUUAUUAGUUGCACUCUACCUAAAGUUAUUCCAUCAGCAAGACAAUCAUUUCUGGUUCAAAGACGUGCUACUCAUCAAACGAAUGCUCUCACAAAUAGUGUAGAGUUUAAUGCACUAACCAGCUUUACAAUAGACCAAAGGUUUAUGCAACAUGACAAAUCAAAGCUGUUUCCACAUACAGAUUUUACUGUGACUGUGUAUUUAAAAUGUACUUGUUACUGUGCUUUUAAUUAUAAUCAAGUAUUAUAAGGAAAGUCUGAGUAUUUUUGUACAAACACAGAAGCCUGGAGAUGUAUACAUGGGAUAAUGUAUGUAUUUUCUCACAUAUAUGCCUAUUAGUUUGAAUAACAAGGAUAUUCAUUGAAAACAUAUUUUAUAUAUACUGUACACUGAUUAAUUGACUAAAAGCCAGUAGGUCUGAACAUUAGGUGGACAGCAUGGCCACUUUUCUGUAUUAGGAUGUGCUUGUUUUUCCUUUUAAGGCUAAGAGGAGUAGAUCUUUUCCUACUGAAUGGGACCAUUAAGAUGUAGAUAAUCUAUAUGAUGUAUGUCAAAAGAACUUGAGCAUUAUAAAGACAUUUUACUGACCUUUAAGUAAACACUGAUUUGGUAACUUAAACUUUGUCAGAGUGUUCUCCAGUGUGCCACUUUCCUCGUUGUGUUUGCAUUUGUGUUAUAUUCAUAUAUAUCACACACACACUUUCUACACUGAUUUUAUUAGAGUUGAAUAGAGAACUCAAGUUUAUUGUGUCUGUUAAGAAAAUAAGAGACUAAUGCAGUAGACAUAACUGUUAUAAGGUAGCUAAUGUUUAUUAAACCGUGGUGAUGUAAAUUUCAUGUACUUUGGACCUUAAAAUGUAUGUGUUUGGGACAUUAGUUGUUAUUUAUUCUUUACUCUGAAGAAUAAAGUGCAACUCUAAUAGUCUUCUCUGA